This is a messenger RNA of Musca domestica (house fly), 1383 nucleotides long. RefSeq lists its product as uncharacterized. Gene Ontology annotation, cellular component: mitochondrion. The transcript is spliced from 2 exons. The record is from RefSeq and is a predicted model, not a curated record. Lineage: Eukaryota; Metazoa; Arthropoda; Insecta; Diptera; Muscidae. Bases 80 to 1336 code for a protein of 418 amino acids.
UACAAUUUUUGACUAACACAUGAUUAUGUCAGAAUUGUGGAAGUAGGAUAGACUUUUUUCCCAAACUUGGUCUGGCAGGAUGUUGGCGAGUCAAAGAUUACGGGUUUGCUCCCCAUUAUAUCUAAAUUUAUCAAAGAGACUGAUUUCCAAUGAAAUCAGAGAGGUGUUCAAUACUCGUCUCGAGCCCCCGGCCGGUAUCAAUGGCAAUCAAUUGCAGUUGUCAGUUAUUAGCAAAAACCUCAAUGCUCUUAACCUAGAUUUGUACGUAAACAGUCUGGGCCAACAUGAGGACAGAAGUUCAACGAUUGUCGAUCUUUUGACUCACAUCCGAUCAAGUCGUUUGGCCAAUAGCUGUCUGGAAUCAACAAAUUUCGGUGUUGUUCGCCAGCUAUUAGAUAACGUCAGUGUUCAGGAGUUGGUGCCCAUAUUGAUUGAUCGUCCUAAGUAUGGUAUUUUCUUGGACAACUUUACGGGAUUCGCAGUCACGUCAGCUUUGCACAGUGAGAAGGAAUAUUUGUUGGCAUUGCCGUUGGCUUUGAAAUUGGUUUUGUUGGAUGAUUUGGACAGCGUUUUCAUACAACAAUUCUGUGCUAAAUCGUCAUUGGCUGAAUUAAAGAAACAAUUGCUGGAGGAAAAUGCAACUGCUGAGGAACCCAAGGCACCUGUUGGCAAGGUUCAAGAGCAAAAAGUCCGUGUCCACUUUAUACGCAAUCCUUCGGAAUAUGACAUCAAGAACGAUAUUUCCAAAUCUUUGUUGAAAAUGUCUUCUAAAGUCUUCGCUGGAGAAGCCCAAGACAACGCCAAGAUAUUGGGCUAUGUUCUUGGCAAACUUUUUAAUGAUUUGGAAAAAUCUUUGUCCUCAAUAACAUCAGGCAUUUGUCCUGAUGUUUUCGAAAUAAGCAAGGCUUUCCUUAUCCGCUGUGAGCAAACAGAUAUGGUGGCUAAACUAGAAAGUGCUGCUUCCAAAAAGAAAGGCAGCAAAAAUUUCGAAGAAUUGCUAGAUUCUCUGCUUGAAGAAUCAGUGACCAAGGAGGCGAAAACAUUGGCUGAACGUCAAAAGGAAUUAUUCCCCACAUGGCAAAAGCUAAGAGAAGAAAAGAAAAAGGCAUUGGAAAAGGAAAUUGCCGAUAUGGAAAGAAAAGAGACCAUAGAAAAGCUGCAAAACGAAAUCGAAACCAAAAAGCAAUUGCUGUGGUUCUUCGAGGAGGAAGAUAAAUUGGAUUUGGAAAUAUACAAAAAACGGGUAUUCUAUCCCAAGAGGUGGUUUGGCAAAAAGAAGAAGCCACGCGUCUUGGAUGAACACUAUGUACCACCACAAAUUAGAAGAAUUCAAUAAAAAUCCGUGUGGUUUAGGAUUGGUUUUGAACCAGUAAUUGUAUUUUA